Molecule: messenger RNA, 2124 nt
Organism: Poecilia reticulata (guppy)
Lineage: Eukaryota; Metazoa; Chordata; Actinopteri; Cyprinodontiformes; Poeciliidae
Gene: nt5c2l1
Product: 5'-nucleotidase, cytosolic II, like 1
Molecular function (GO): 5'-nucleotidase activity
Source: RefSeq, a predicted model, not a curated record
GUGGCCAGGGGCGAGAUGCAGGAUGGGUUUGGAAAACAGAAGCGCAAAGUCAACAGCGCACGUCAACAACAAACACCGAGAGGGUGACGCCCACCCAUUUUUUUUUUAUUUUGGGGGGGGGGGGGGGUUGACCAUUUAAAGCCCCCCGAGGUGACUGAGGGCUGACCGCAGGCUUCCUCCGAGGGACACGAUGGAUAAACUUCCCUGCGGGCCUCUUGUGGAGAAAAUGGCCAACAGAGACUUUGAAAAAAAGGUGUUUGUUAACAGGAGCCUGACUCUGGAAAACAUUAAGUGCUAUGGCUUUGACAUGGACUACACACUGGCAAUGUAUAAAUCUCCUGACUAUGAGAGCAUGGGCUUUGAGCUAUUGAGAGACAGAAUGGUAUCGAUUGGAUACCCUCAUGAAAUUCUUCGAUAUACGUACGACCCAAGCUUCCCCACUCGCGGGAUAGUCCUUGACAAAACAUUAGGGAACCUGCUGAAAGUGGAUUCAAAUGGCAACAUCUUAGUUUGCAGUCAUGGUUUCCGCUUCCUUAGAGAGGAAGACGUCGAGUACUACUAUCGAAACAAGUUCAUCCAAAGAGAUGACACUGACAGGUUUUACAUGCUUAACACCCUCUUCAAUCUGUCAGAGACUUAUCUUUAUGCAUGUCUGGUGGAUUUCUUUACUCGAUGCACCAGAUACUCAAACCUCCGGAAAGGUUUCCAGCAUGGAGACUUGUUCAUGUCCUACAGAAGCAUGUUCCAGGAUGUUCGAGAUGCAAUGGAUUUUAUUCAUGACACAGGAACCCUGAAAGAACAGACGAUCAAGAAUUUGGAGAAGUACGUCGUCAAAGAUCCAAACAUCCCCGUGCUCCUGACUCGAAUUAAAGAGGCGGCGAAGAUUUUCUUGGCUACCAAUAGUGACUACAACUACACAGAGGCUAUCAUGAAGUACCUGUUGGAAAGUACCCCAAAGCCUGGAAGCCCUAAAAAGCCGUGGCGUGCUUUCUUCGACCUUGUUGUCGUCGAUACCAGGAAGCCUCUGUUCUUUGCAGAUGGCACAGUGUUGAGACAAGUGGACACGGACACAGGAAAGCUGCGCAUUGGGACUUACACUGGAGACCUGCAGCACGGCACAGUUUACUCUGGAGGAUCGUCAGACAUCGUCUCUGAUCUGCUGGAUGUCAGUGGCAAGGACAUCCUCUAUAUUGGAGAUCACAUCUUUGGAGACAUUCUCAAAUCAAAGAAACGUCAAGGCUGGAAGACCUUUCUUGUCGUGCCGGAGUUAACCAAGGAGUUGCAAGUGUGGGAGGAAAGAAGAAAUCUUUUUGAGGAGCUGAAACAUCUUGACUUCUAUUUGGCUGAACUGUACAGGCACUUAGACAGCGGCAGCAUAGACUGUCCUGACAUCAGCAACAUUCAGACAAGAAUAAAGGUCCUGACCCACAGGAUGGACAUGUCCUACGGCCAGAUGGGCAGCCUCCUGCGCAGCGGCUACACACAGACACUGUUUGCCAGUCAGCUGAUUCGCUAUGCAGAUCUGUACUCCUCCACCUGCAUUAACCUGCUGCACUACCCCUUCAAUUACCUCUUCAUGGCUCCCCCUGUCCUGAUGCCCCAUGAGGCAGUUUCCCAAAGCUCUGCGGACAUUCCUUCAACAGAGCAGAAUGUGAGCAACCACAAAGACACAACGAACUGCAGCUAAGAUGCGUUUCUUCACGAAGCAGAACAUCGUGGAGGUUCCUGACCGCAGUUACACGCUGAUGGACGGUUUGUCACAUCGGUCACCUAGUGCGCCAUCUGCUGGAUAAAUAAUGCUUUGUGAUUAAAAAAAGUUUACACUGAAAUGUUAGGGAUUGCUGUGCUGAAGUGGCGACACGCCCAGGGUUUACCCCCCCCCCCCUCCCACUCACCCAGUGACCGCUGGAGAUAAGCACCCUUCAAGGAAAAGCGGGAAUAGAUAAUGGAUGAAUGGAUGUUAAGGGUAGUUAUUGUAAAUGUGAGUUUUUAACAUGUAAACGGUGCAGAAUGUGCUUUAAAUAUAAGAUUUGUGUAAUUUCUUUCACAAAUAAUUUUUUAAAAUUUAUUAUUUAUUGUUUCUGCAACUUCUGCUGAAUUAAGUCAAUAAAUCACUGCUAUUAA